AUGACUGAGUAUGUGUUUGAUGUGGUCAGAUUUAACCUAACUGUUUUUCCCCUUUAUACCUUUUCUAGUAAUUUGCAUGGCAGCAUCCUCUUCCUCACCUGCAUCAGUGUGCAGCGCUAUGUGGGCAUCUGCCAUCCAAUGGCGAUGUGGCAAAAGCAGGGCGGUCGCAGGCUGGCGUGGUGUAUCUGUGGAGGAGUCUGGCUGGUGGUCGCCGUCCUGUGCGCUCCGACGUUUCACUUUGCCGCCACGGGGAUCCAGAGGAACCGCACGGUGUGUUAUGAUCUGAGCACGCCAAAGAACUCGCUGGCCUACUAUCCGUACGGCAUGGCUCUGACCUGCCUCGGCUUCAUGUUGCCCUUCAUGGGUGUGAUGGUGUGCUACUUUCGCAUGGCCCAGGUCCUCUGCCGCCCGGUGUCCUACCAAGGGGUUUCCAGGGCGACCGGGGAGAAGAGGGACAAGGCGGUGAAGCUGAUCAUCAUUGUGGCAACAGUGUUCUGCAUCAGCUUCCUGCCGUUUCACCUCACAAAGACCAUGUACCUGGUGGUGCGUACCCUGCCCGCGGCGCCCUGCAACACUAGAAACUUGUUCUCCAUCAUCUAUAAAAGCACCCGGCCGUUUGCCAGCAUAAACAGCUUUCUGGACCCUAUUCUGUUUUACUUCACUCAGCCACGCUAUCGCCAGAGCACCAGAAGGUUUAUGCGCAAAGUCACCACCCUCAGAGACAAGGGCACCAGCGUGUGAGAGUGCGAUAAAGCCUUCCUGCUAUUCACCUGUGGUGGAUCCUGUGAGGAUGUAAAGUGGUACAUGUAGUGGUUGCUGGGUUUCCCUGUGCAUGUUCUGAAGCAAGACCUUAUGUGAUUUUAACAACAACUCACUGCAACAAAGAAUCAUACCAUCCUCAGAGGGUCGAAAAUAUUAAAAUGCACUGGUAUUUCAAUAAGACUUUUGAAAUGAAGGUUGAAAUCUUGUUGUAUGAGAAAGAAACAAACUGAGAAAAGAGAAAUUACCAGACCUGAAAUUAAAAAUCCAUAUUCUCUUACCUAUAAAACCUUGAGUUUGCAUUGACCACCACAGUGUAUUUCAAUGAGGAAAUUUGGCAUUUGGGGCACAACUAAGUUAAUGAAUAUUGUAGCAGAGAAGUGCUGUCAGCAGAACACGCAGUCACAGUCUGCAUUUUCAUUAUCUGUGAAAUGUUUACUCUCUUUCUUUAUUGUGUUUUGUAAGUACUAUUUUGUUACAAACUGUGAGCUGCAGUAUAAAAUAUAUAGAUCUAAUAAUAUUGCUCUUACGUGAAAAGACGUGGGGUGUCUUCCACUUGAGCAGGCCCGAAAAGAUGAUUUUGAAAAAGGACACAAAGCCAUGUAAAAUGCUCAAAGCAUAUGUUUAUAUAUGACUGCAUGGUAGAAUUGCAUGAAGCACUUGUGUGAGGAAAUGUUCCUUUUAAUAUAGCGAAUUAGACUUUCUAAUGAAGGUUUCUCCUGUGCUUCCCCUAAAGGACUUGUUUUUUCCUCUUUUCACCACUGGAUGUUGUUUGAACCACAGUGCUGUAAUCACACUGCAGUUAAAUGCUCUGUUCUUUCUAUAAAUGGUAAGGUCAUUAACAUGUUUUCCAGUAAGGAUACAUUCUUAGUCACUACAGUACAUCCAGAGAUAAACUGAUGCCAACAACACUUUAUUAUCCAGCUCAUACCACAGUACAACAGGACAUCAGUCUACAGUGUUCUCCAUGUGUGUUUACAAUGAUCCAGUGAGUUGUGCUAAUGUUAAAACAUUUAGGAGUUGUUAUCAGAUGCAUUAGAUGCUACUUUAAGGGCAGGGUCUAAAUGUGGGCUCAACCCUGCAGAUUUCAACUUCCUGUUAGUGUGUGAAACCUUCCCAUGAAAUUCGUAUUUAUUUUCCAAGAAAUUGCCUCUGCAGUUAAACGUUUGGUGGUAUAAAAGGAAAAGCGACAUUUAACAAAAGGAACUUUGCUCUUAAAGAGGUUCUCUACAGUGCAUGUAAAUAGUUUGUACAGAUUUGACAGUUGGAGUUAUACCAAGUUAAUGAGAUGUGAGCGUUCAUGAAAUGAACAUAAAUUUAAUUUAAGUUAAGUUUCUUUUUUUAUCUUGCACUUGUUUUUCUGAUUACUUUUGCAGGAGUAUUUGUAACCCAAAUCUUGCAUCAAACUCUCUCAGACCUGAGAUCAGAAGCUCAUCUCACUCUCUCUGAUUUGACAAUCUGAUUUUGAAGUUGAAUGAAAUUACUAAAGAAAUCCUAAAAGUGCCAACAACUUAUGAACUUUAAAAUAUAUAAUUUUGGCAGCUUUACUUCUUAAACACUGCAGCAACUGUUUAAGUUUUGCACCCAUGGGGGGAAGAAAUGUUGUGUAUAUUGUUUAAUGUGAACAUGUUAUUUCCAUGACCCAAAAUAUGAGAUCAUCUACCUAAAUAAGAGCUUCAUAAUGAUGUGUAUGUGUGCAGAAUGCAUAUUGAGUAAUAUAGUAUACUGUAUGUUACGCUCAUGGCUACAGCAUUAAGUGAAUGCACAGGUCUUGUUGUUUGUGUGUCUGUUUGGAUGAAUAUUUUCGAAGUCUAAUGUUUUUUCUGCAUCAGUCUGAAAUAUGUGUGUGUCUUUGUCUUUUAUGACGUCUUUGCACUGUGCCAAAAUAUUUGUGUCAGACAGUAUUAUUUAGAAUAGUUAUUUUUGUGUUCGUAAUACCGUACCACAGUAUCAGGAAUAGAUUUUAUUUUUGUUAAAUAGAUAUAAUUAUGUUGAGGAACAAGUAGAAAUUGUGUUUUUAUGUCUAUUAUUUUUCUUACUACCAUGCAUCCCAUUGAGUUGCUUGUGUAAAUGGAUGUUGUCAUAAUGGAAUUAAAAAAAGUCACACAGCAUAACACAAAUGCCUUGUACUACUUCCUCCAGAUAAAAGUGUUUUUUUAUAUUGUCCUUUUCACACUCAACAUGAACUGUGACACUCCUCUGUAAAGCUCUAUUUCACCAGAAAGUACAAUCAUUAACUUUGUACAUAAUACA
Notothenia coriiceps (black rockcod) is the source of this 3012-nucleotide messenger RNA. It is a transcript of the gene p2ry6, whose product is annotated as pyrimidinergic receptor P2Y6. The transcript is spliced from 2 exons. Gene Ontology annotation, biological process: phospholipase C-activating G protein-coupled receptor signaling pathway; cellular response to pyrimidine ribonucleotide. The record is from RefSeq and is a predicted model, not a curated record. The coding region runs from base 1 to 741 and encodes 246 amino acids. Gene Ontology annotation, cellular component: plasma membrane. NCBI's taxonomy places the organism in Eukaryota, Metazoa, Chordata, Actinopteri, Perciformes, Nototheniidae. Gene Ontology annotation, molecular function: G protein-coupled ADP receptor activity; G protein-coupled UTP receptor activity; G protein-coupled UDP receptor activity.